This is a messenger RNA of Xenopus laevis (African clawed frog), 5050 nucleotides long. It is a transcript of the gene iars1.L, whose product is annotated as isoleucyl-tRNA synthetase 1 L homeolog. Gene Ontology annotation, cellular component: aminoacyl-tRNA synthetase multienzyme complex; cytosol. NCBI's taxonomy places the organism in Eukaryota, Metazoa, Chordata, Amphibia, Anura, Pipidae. The record is from RefSeq and is a predicted model, not a curated record. Gene Ontology annotation, biological process: isoleucyl-tRNA aminoacylation; aminoacyl-tRNA metabolism involved in translational fidelity; tRNA aminoacylation for protein translation. Gene Ontology annotation, molecular function: tRNA binding; aminoacyl-tRNA deacylase activity; ATP binding. Bases 171 to 3950 code for a protein of 1259 amino acids. The transcript is spliced from 34 exons.
CACCCUCUCCCGGCUUCAGAUUCUACUUCCUUUUCCGCUCAUGCUGUCUUCUCAUUGCAUCAGCUAGUGACAGCCGGUGCAAAGAACUGGGAAUUGACCGUGCUGCAGAUCGGCUGGGAGUCAGAGAAAGAUUCUCUAAUAUAGGAACGAAAUAAACGUUCUUUCUACAAAUGGCUCAGCAAGUACCUGAAACUAUCAACUUCCCUGCGGAGGAGGAGAAAAUCCUGGAACUAUGGCAAUCCCUUGACUGUUUCCAAGAAUGUUUAAAGCAGUCCAAAAGCCGUCCGAGAUACACUUUUUAUGACGGACCUCCUUUUGCAACGGGUCUCCCUCACUAUGGACACAUCUUGGCUGGCACUAUUAAGGACAUUGUUACCAGAUUUGCUCACCAAAGUGGCUUUCAUGUAGAGAGAAGAUUUGGCUGGGAUUGUCAUGGAUUGCCAGUGGAGUAUGAAAUCGACAAGACAUUGGGAAUAAAAGGACCAGAAGAUGUGGCCAAAAUGGGAAUUACUGAAUAUAAUAAGCAGUGUCGUGGGAUUGUAAUGAGAUAUUCUCAGGAAUGGGAGAUCAGUGUGACAAGGCUGGGCCGCUGGAUUGACUUCAAGAAUGACUACAAGACACUCUACCCGUGGUUCAUGGAGACGGUUUGGUGGGUGUUUAAACAGCUCUAUGACAAAGGACUGGUGUAUCGAGGUGUUAAGGUCAUGCCAUUCUCUACUGCUUGCAACACUCCUCUCUCCAACUUUGAGUCCCACCAGAACUACAAGGAUGUCCAGGAUCCCUCUGUCAUUGUCACCUUCCCAUUGCUUGAUGAUCCAGGUAUCUCUCUAGUAGCAUGGACAACAACUCCCUGGACCCUGCCCAGCAACUUGGCCCUGUGUGUUAAUCCAGAUCUGAUUUAUGUCAAGUUGAAAGAUAUGUCGAAUGGAAAUGUGUAUAUACUUAUGGAAGCCAGGCUGUCUGCUCUGUACAAAGCUGAAACUGAAUAUGACAUUUUGGAAAGAUUUCCUGGUAAUAAACUCAAAGGAAAAAAAUACACACCACUGUUUCGUUACUUUGAGAAGGCAGCAGCAAGCGAAGCAUUUACAGUUGUGACUGACAACUAUGUUAAGUCUGAGGAAGGCACAGGGGUGGUACACCAGGCACCGUACUUUGGAGCCGAUGAUUACCGGGUCUGUAUGGACUUCAAUAUCAUUCAGAGGGAUUCAGUUCCUGUGUGCCCAGUUGAUGCAUCUGGCUGUUUCACCAACGAAGUGACUGACUUUGCAGGACAGUAUGUCAAGGAUGCUGAUAAAAACAUCAUAAAGCUGCUGAAGGAGCAGGGUCGACUGGUGCACAGCAGCUCAUACAAACACAACUACCCUUUCUGUUGGAGGUCAGAUACACCUCUUAUUUACAAGGCUGUUCCCAGCUGGUUUGUAAGAGUUGAACAUAUGGUUGACAAACUUCUUCAGAACAACAAUCAGUGUUACUGGGUUCCUGAGUUUGUGAGGGAGAAGCGUUUUGGGAACUGGCUGAAGGAUGCUCGUGACUGGGCCAUUUCCAGGAACCGUUAUUGGGGUACCCCCAUACCUCUGUGGGUCAGUGAGGACUUUGAAGAGGUUGUGUGCGUCGGAUCUCUGGUUGAACUGGAGGAAUUAACUGGCACAAAAGUGACAGAUCUGCACAGGGAGAGUGUGGAUCACCUCACUAUUCCAUCACGCCGUGGGAAAGGUACCCUGAAACGGUUGACAGAGGUGUUUGAUUGCUGGUUUGAGAGUGGUAGCAUGCCUUAUGCCCAGGUGCACUACCCAUUUGAGAACAGAAGAGAGUUUGAAGACUGUUUCCCUGCUGACUUCAUUGCAGAGGGCAUCGAUCAAACGAGGGGGUGGUUUUACACCCUGUUGGUGCUUUCCACUGCUCUGUUUGGGCAGCCUCCCUUCAAGAAUGUUAUAGUGAAUGGGCUGGUGCUGGCCAGCGAUGGGCAAAAAAUGAGCAAAAGUAAGAAGAACUACCCUGACCCAAUGCAAGUGAUAAACCGUUAUGGAUCAGAUGCUCUCAGGAUGUACCUGAUAAACUCCCCAGUGGUUAGAGCUGAAAACCUACGCUUUAAAGAGGAGGGUGUCCGGGAUGUGCUGAAAGAUGUCUUUCUUCCCUGGUAUAACGCCUACCGCUUCUUAAUGCAGAACAUCUACAGGCUACACAAGGAAGAAGACAUCCACUUCCUAUUUAAUGAAAGCAGCAAGCAGCAAAGCAGCAACAUCAUGGACAAGUGGAUAAUUUCCUUUACUCAGUCUCUAGUGCAGUUCUUUAAGGCUGAAAUGUCUGACUACAGAUUAUACUCAGUGGUCCCACGGCUUGUUAAGUUUGUUGAUAUGCUCACAAACUGGUACGUGCGCAUGAACCGAAGACGGUUAAAAGGUGAGAGUGGUACAGAAGAUUGCCAAAUGGCUCUGGAAACCUUGUUCAGUGUUCUUUUCUCCAUGUGCAGAUUAAUGGCCCCAUUCACACCGUUCAUAACAGAGAUGAUGUACCAAAAGCUGAGACUGUUAAUAGAUCCAUCUUCAAUGCAGGAUAAGGACACAAAGAGCAUCCACUAUCUAAUGCUGCCCAUUGUCAGGGAGAACUUGAUUGACAAAAAGAUUGAGAGUGCAGUGUCACGCAUGCAGUCUGUCAUUGAGCUGGGAAGAGUCAUACGUGACCGUAAGACCCUUCCAGUUAAGUACCCACUGAAGGAAGUGAUAGUUAUCCACCAAGACUCUGAAGCCUUAGCAGAUAUCAAAUCCCUGGAAAAAUACAUUAAAGAGGAACUAAAUGUGAAACAAGUUACAUUCUCCACAAACAAAGACAAAUAUGGAAUUCGGCUGAGGGCAGAGCCAGAUCACAUGGUACUGGGGAAGCGGUUAAAGGGGGCUUUCAAAUCAGUUAUGGCUGCCAUUAAAGAACUGAAGAGCAAUCAGUUAGAAGAAUUCCAGAAGACUGGUUCCAUAGUUGUGGAAGGCCAUGAGCUACAUGAGGAGGAUAUUAGGCUUCUUUACACUUUUGAUCAAGUAUCUGGAGAAGAUGCUCAUUUUGAAGCUCAUUCGGAUGCCCAGGUAUUGGUCUUGUUAGACGUUACACCAGACCAGUCCAUGGUAGAUGAAGGCGUCGCUAGAGAAGUGAUUAACCGCAUCCAAAAGCUGAGGAAAAAGGGAAAUCUGGUUCCAACUGAUGAGAUCACCAUUUACUACCAAUCACUCCCAGAGGGAAAUUACCUACAGUCUGUUAUUGAGAGGCACACUGACUUCAUUCUCGCCACUGUAAAGUCUCCUCUGAAAGCUUACCCAGUACCACCAUCUAGCAGUGUCGUUAUAAAGGAGAAGACACAGUUGAAAGGAUCUGAUUUAGAAAUUACGCUGGUCAGAGGGUCACAACAACCAGUAGCAGAAGAGCCUGGUCCUGCUUGUGCCUAUGUCAAUCUGAAAAUAUCUGUUAAUGGCACAGAACAACGUGGUUGCCUUCUUCUAGAGAAUCCUAAAGGAGAUGCAUUAUCUAAGCUGACUGAGCUUAAAGCUGCUGUCUGCAACAUAUUCCACCUGAGCCCCCAACUGAACAUGUACUGUGGCAGGACAGAGCUUCGGAAUGACUGCAACCUUUUAAGUCUCAGUGGGAAAACCCUGCAUGUUUCUUCUGCCUCGCCUGCAGAGGUAUCUGCCGAUGGGAGCCAAUUACUGUGUCAGUAUAUCAAUCUUAGACUUCUAAAUGAAGAGAGACAAGGAACACUGCUAUUGGAAAACCCCAUUGGUCAAAAUGGCCUGACUUGCUCUGGUUUAUUCCAUGAAGUAGCUAAAGUUUUCAGCUUUCGAAGCAGACGCUUUAGAUUGUUUUUGGACUCGGCCCUAAAUGAAGAGUUGAAGCCUGGUACAGCACUGUCAAGCCUUCAUCAGAAGACCCUGUAUGUCCAGGUCCUUCCAACUACAGCUGAGUGUUAGCUGAUCUUUUCCCUACUUGAACUUCUUUGCUCUUGCCACUCAGCUGCUCCUAAGGGAUCCAAUAUGCAAACUACCCGUAUCUUACAGGAACCAAGAGAACAGACAUUGGAGAAUUUCAUAUUGUAACAAUUGAAUAGUAGUGCCUAUGCUGACACCCUGUCUCGGGAAGGGUUGGUGCCAAUUAUUGAGAAUUAGUUGGAUUGUGGCUAUCCUUAUACACUCAAGAAAAGCAGCAGCUCAGACAAUGACCCCAAGAUUACUUACUAUGUUGUUCUACUAUCCACUGAGACUUAUAAAGAGAAUACAUGUCCAUCCUUCCUUGUAUUUUACACUAAAUAGCCAGUACAGUAUAAGUAGCUUAUUGUGUGCAUAAAGUGUAACCUUUAGGCAUAUAUUGCAUUGAUAUUGGUGAAUGGCAGCUUUCAUGUUGCUUGUCAGAGCUCUCAAGCAUUCUUUCUAGAUCUCAAAUUAACAGCGCAAUCAAGUGAUUGACAAAUAUUGUGAAUUUUCCUGUUGCUAUCUGUAGAGAAUGCAUCAUCCAAGGCAAACCAUUAUGGCAACUCCUGCUGUUCUAUGCAUACAACAAGCUUUGUUGUCGUACUUCAACAUUUAAUGUAAAAUAAGUGAAAGAGCUACUUGUCACGGUGUAUAAUUCCCUAUGAAUAUCAGAUAGGCGUGCAUCCCGCAGAAGCUGUUUAUACACGCAGCUUCCAUAAUGUCAGGUCUGGGACAGUGUUAUUUAUUACCAAAGUUUUAACCAUUUGACUGCAACAUUCUCUCUGAUCUAUAUGUAUUUUGGAAUUGGAUUCUACAUAGCACCUCUCAGCAAUUAAAAUUGUCUUUCAAAUGAAAAUUGUCUAAUCUGUUUCAAUUUGGUGUGUGGAAUGGUCAGAAAUGGAGUGAGUAGAAUAGUGGGCACUGCUGUACAUGGUCCAAUGUAAACAAGCCCAAUUCAAGUGAGUUUAUGGACCCAUAUGCAAUCUCUGUAUAUCCCAAAAAUGUUUAUUGCUGCUACUAAACUGUAGCCUUGACCGUACUUCUGAAUCCCAGCUUUCUGAUGGCUCCAGCUAAAUGACUGCAUUAAAUGGACUAUUUCAUGA